AUGCUCGAUGCCCAUUCAGACCUCUUUCAUACGCUCAUCCCAACAAUGGAGGAGGCGAUCAAGCGUACCCGCGCUCUACCCCCUGCCAAUGAUCACGAUGGUGUUUGCCUUUCCGCAUCCUCGCGAAACGCUCUCAUCUUUCUGGGAUCCUCUCCGCAUAAUUGUCUCGAAGCUAUACGCGCACGCUAUCGCAGCAUAUCUCGGUGCUCUGAGAUGGAGACCGUAUUCUUCUUGAAGAACAAGGACACUGGCGAUGCCUGUAGGAUGAGCAAUGACGCUCGCGAGCGCCUCAUCACCGGACCAAUGAACCUUAUGGCGCUUACCGAGGUUAGGAGUUUCCCGCACCCUGUGUUCAAGUAUCCGGCAGCUCUCAUAGGGUCUGUAGGAGGCAUCAUGAUAUGGACUCACGGUUGGGAGCAAGCCAUCAGAGUGUGCACUCAGGUUCAUGACCAUCUCCAGACAAUUAUGAAGUCUGUCAGAGCUCAGGGUCUGAUACCCGAGCAAGUCUCUUUCGCGCCCCUGUCCCCGCUAUCCUUUGAUCUUCCAAUGUUGCUUGGGGAUUCCGACUCCGAGGUACCUUUGCUUGAGUCACUCGAUCAUGGAUAUUCGUCUCAACCGAAUUCGUCUGUGUUCACUUCAUCCUCUAUUCACGCGGAGGAGUCAUCUUCCUCGUCCCCCGAUCGUGUUGGGAUGUGGCUAGAGCAUUUCGGUGUGAUAGACACCAUGCAUUCGCAACUGGAAGAGUCUCUGCCAACCAGCUGGGACGAUUAUAAGCCUCCCUGCACCGUUCGUGACCAUGGGGCGGCAGAUAUCGCUUGUUUCGGUAGUACAUUGUUCGCGCCACCAUCUCCCACGCUCUCAUUCCCCGGGUCAUCGUGCUACUCGCGCGGUGUUACGCCACUCGCAGCAUCCCCUCCCGCGUUCGGGUUCAGCGACGAUAUUACAGAGGAAUAUACCGACGAACUAGUCAUGUCUCCCCGUCUCAUUGCUCCUCUUCCUCGACGCUCCUCCCACACUCCAUCGACGCCACUGUCGUCGGCAUCUACGCCAGAUCUUAUUCCCGGGUCGGUACCUGCUACCCCCGAUUCUCCCGAUAUCCCCCUCUCUCUUACUUUCCCUCAACCACUCCCGAGCAAAGCCCCCACUCCCAAGCCGACCACAAAGCCGACCACUCCAACUCCAAGCGCAUCCCGAAAGCAGGCCGUUUCGGACAUGGGCUCUCCUGAUCCAGCCUCUAGCCCGCUCACAUCGAUGUCCAACCUCCGUGUUCCUUUCGUUGAUGACGACGAUUUCGAGCCUGAGCCUUCCGACGAUGAGGAAGAAGAGGACGAAAGCGACGACGACGACGACGCUUAUCACCCGAGCGCUGGCUCUUCUAGGAAGAAGCAGGGUCCCGCGUCACAACGGAAGCGGUUUGCUGCAACGUCUCCUCGCGGAGAACCGCAGGCCAUUCGUGUUCCCAACACUCGUGCCAAGGAGCCGUCAUCCCCCAUCGUCGUAUCCUCAUCGCUCGCUUCCCCGACACCUCCAUUCACCGCUUUUCCCUCAUCUUCAUCAGCCCCGCUGUAUCAUCCUCCUCCCGGCCUUAAACGAAGGCCAAUCGACUAUCCCUCCCGUACCGCCGAUUCCGCCGACUAUGACGCUCACGAGUGCAAGUUCUGCAUUCAUCCCCGUUACGUUCGUUCAGCCGACGCUGAGCGGCAUGUGAAAAAAUCUUGUUGGUUGAAUCCUGACAGGGAACGACAGGAGUGCCCUAAGUGUGGGGUAGAUGUGUCGAGGGACGACGCUCUCAAGCGACAUCGGCGGGACAAGUGCAAGGGGAAGCGGGGUCCUCCGAAAAUGAAGGGUUGUGUGAGGAUGAUCGAAGCAGAGGGUAAGAAAGUGAGGAAAGGGAAGAAAGGGAAGAAGGCUUGA
This is a messenger RNA of Stereum hirsutum FP-91666 SS1, 1914 nucleotides long. RefSeq lists its product as uncharacterized. The transcript is spliced from 4 exons. Lineage: Eukaryota; Fungi; Basidiomycota; Agaricomycetes; Russulales; Stereaceae. The record is from RefSeq and is a predicted model, not a curated record. Bases 1 to 1914 code for a protein of 637 amino acids.